AUGACUGUAACGCGGGUUGCGGAGUCCCGCACUGAAUUUAAAUUGAAGAGCUUACCGGAGGACGCGAUCUCCAGUGUAAAAUUUGCGCCAAAAUCCAAUCAAUUUUUACUUGUAUCGUCGUGGGAUUGCUCCGUGAGGUUAUACGAUGUAACGGCGAACAUCGAAAGGCAUAAAUAUAACCACGAACUGCCGGUUCUCGACGUUUGUUUUAGGGAUGCUGUACACUCCUAUAGCGGAGGUCUAGAUCAGACUCUUAAGAUGUAUGAUCUGAAUGCAAGUUCUGAAACAGUUCUUGGUGAACACAAAGGGGCAAUUCGUUGUGUAGAGUUUGCUAAUGAGGUCAAUGCAGUAUUAACAGGUGGUUGGGAUGGCACAGUAAAAAUGUGGGACAGCCGUGUUCCUAAUUGUGUUGGUACAUACAACCAAGGAAAUGAAAGGGUUUACACAAUGAGUAUUGUCGACGAGAAUCAUCGCUCAAGUAUCAGACAAGAUGCAUACGAAGUUUUUCCCAAUAAACAAGGCUAUGUCCUCAGUUCAAUUGAAGGCAGAGUGGCUGUGGAGUACCUCGACAGCAAUCCCGAAGUACAGAAGAAAAAGUAUGCCUUCAAAUGUCAUAGGAUUAAAGAUGGUGGCUUGGAAAAGAUUUACCCGGUUAAUGCGAUCAGCUUCCACUCAGUGUACAACACAUUUGCGACUGGCGGCUCCGAUGGAUAUGUGAAUAUAUGGGAUGGCUUCAACAAGAAACGACUCUGUCAAUUUCAUAGGUACAACACAGUGGUGUCAUCUCUCAGCUUCUCCCACGAUGGAUCAGCCCUAGCCAUCGCCUGUUCGCAACUGGACGAGACCCAAAUCGAAGAUCCGAAGCCGGAGGAUAUUAUCUACAUCAGAUACGUCACCGACCAAGAGACUAAGCCCAAAUGA
Molecule: messenger RNA, 921 nt
Organism: Parnassius apollo (apollo)
Lineage: Eukaryota; Metazoa; Arthropoda; Insecta; Lepidoptera; Papilionidae
Source: the annotation of a GenBank genome assembly